Molecule: messenger RNA, 2272 nt
Organism: Lobosporangium transversale
Lineage: Eukaryota; Fungi; Mortierellomycota; Mortierellomycetes; Mortierellales; Mortierellaceae
Product: GTP-binding protein TypA
Exons: 5
Coding region: 34-2133 (699 amino acids)
Cellular component (GO): ribonucleoprotein complex; cytosol
Molecular function (GO): GTPase activity; GTP binding
Source: RefSeq, a predicted model, not a curated record
GACUUGUCCGGUUACUCUGUACUAAUCAAGAACAUGUUUGCCAUUCGACCUUCUCUCAGGACUGCAACGGUGAAGUUACCCUUCGCUAGGCCAUUCAUCACUACAGGGGCCUCAGCUUCAAGACCAUUGUUGAGAAAUGUUAUGACUAUUCCGGUCAAGGCACAGACGCCUCAUGCAGGAAUACUUUUAUCAAAAGCGCAGCUUUGGAGAACAGCUACUACAAGUUCACAGUUCCUUCGUCGUUGCUAUGUCACAGAGGCUUCUCAGGAGGAACUAGCCACCCCAUCAUUGACUGUUGAAGACAUGAUGCCUGUAGAAAAUAUCCGCAACAUUGCUAUCAUUGCUCAUGUCGACCAUGGAAAGACUUCGCUUGUCGACAAAUUGUUAGCACAGUCAGGAGAAGCACUUGGAUCAACCCGUGUCAUGGAUUCCAACACACUUGAGAAAGAAAGAGGUAUUACCAUCCUCUCUAAAGUCACAUCUGUUGUCUAUAAUACUGCAGACGGCAGGCCUAUCAAGAUCAACAUUGUCGAUACGCCCGGACAUGCUGACUUUGGCGGCGAAGUAGAACGCAUUCUGUCAAUGGUUGAUGGCGUUGCGUUGAUUGUUGAUGCUAGUGAGGGGCCAAUGACGCAGACUAAGUUUGUCCUGAAUAAGGCCUUGUCAACUGGCCUUCGUCCGCUUGUCGUCCUCAAUAAAGUUGAUCGCCCAACCUCGCGCGUAGACGAAGUCGACGGAUUACUGCUGGAUUUGUUUAGCUCACUGGGUGCUUCUGACGAGCAAAUGGAUUACCCUAUUGUGUAUGCUUCCGCAAAGGAAGGCUGGGCCACACGCGGCAUGAAUGAGGCCCGUGAAAGCAUGAGGCCUCUGUUGGAUUUGAUCGUCGAUCACGUUCCUGCACCAAAGGUUGACCGUUCUGAUACUUUUAAGAUGCUUGUCACCCAAAUCGACAGCAAUCCUUACCUUGGAAAGUGCUUCCUCGGGAAGAUCACUGGAGGCACUAUCAAGAUUGGUGAUAAGAUGCAAGCCUUGGAUCGCGAAGGAAAACAGACUGAAUCUGGACGUUGUACCAAGAUCUUUGUUCGUCGUGGAUUGGAGAUGAUCCCUGUGAACGAGGCUGGUGCGGGUGACAUUGUUACACUUACAGGAGUCGCUAAUGCAACAGUCAACUCGACUCUCUGUGACCUUAGUGUCACUGAGCCACUUCCUUCCAAUCCUAUCGAUCCUCCCACCAUUGUCAUGAAGUUUUCUGUCAAUGAUUCGCCCUACGCUGGAGAGGAAGGCAAGAGUUUGACUUCCAACAUGAUCCGCGAUCGUCUGAUGAAGGAAGCAGAGACUAAUGUCGCUCUCCAGGUUGUGGAGUCAGAAAACAAAGAAGCCUUUGAGGUCCGUGGACGUGGAGAGUUGCAGCUUGGAGUUUUGAUCGAAACUAUGCGUCGCGAAGGAUUCGAACUCAGCGUGUCGCCUCCUCGUGUUGUGUACAAAGAAGAGAAUGGAGAGCGUCUGGAGCCGAUCGAAGAAGUCACUAUUGAUGUUGGUAAUCAGUACACUGGAACUAUCAUUGAGAAGCUAAGUAAACGCAAGGCUGAGCUCAAGAGCUUCGAGGAAAACGGAGACAAGACUCGUAUUAUCUUUGAGUGCCCGACUCGUGGAUUAUUGGGAUAUGCUUCAGAAUUUAAGAAUGACACGAGUGGAGAUGGGACAUUGAACCAUACUUUCUUGGGCUAUAUGCCCUAUAAAGGCGGCCUUGAAAGAUCUCGCAAAGGAAGUUUAGUCGCCAUGGGAACUGUUGGAGCAGCUACCUCCUAUGCUCUUAAUUUGAUCGAACCUCGCGGUAAGCUGUUCAUUCGUCCGGGCGACAAGGUUUACGCUGGUAUGGUCAUUGGAGAGUCUUCCCGUGCUGGCGAUCUGGAAGUGAACCCUACCCGCGCAAAACAGGUGACAAACAUCCGCACAGUUGCCAAAGAUGACAAUAUCAUCCUGCGCCCACCGGUUGAAAUGAGUUUGGAGUCGAUGAUUUCCUAUCUUGCAGCAGAUGAGGUUCUCGAGGUGACUCAGUCCUCCCUGAGGAUUAGGAAGCGUGAAUUGGAUGCCAAUAGGCGUCGUCAAAACCAACGCGCAGGAAGAGAAUGAAGGCAUAAUACCUUUACCCGUCCCCACCACCCACCCACCCAUGCAGUUAUUUUUAUGCACCGUGCUUUUUGCACCACAUCCGCACAUCAGUAUUUUGACACCAUUUGUAGACUAGACUAGACAUAUUUUUAUUUUUCAG